Colletotrichum truncatum is the source of this 885-nucleotide messenger RNA. RefSeq lists its product as uncharacterized. Lineage: Eukaryota; Fungi; Ascomycota; Sordariomycetes; Glomerellales; Glomerellaceae. The record is from RefSeq and is a predicted model, not a curated record. Gene Ontology annotation, molecular function: lipase activity.
AUGCAUUACUUACUUGCUUUCAUUCCGCUGUUUCUACUUGGAACUACAAUGGCUUCCUCAGCCAAGACGACGAGCUAUUCGUACGGAUCUAAUAUCCUUCAGUCGUACGACGUUUACAUUCCCUCUUCCACGGAUUCCGGAUCAGCAAUCGACAAAUACUGGAUCGUUUACCUCCACGGAGGCUUUUACCGUGACUUCGCCCAGAAUUCGACAACCAUCGAAGCAGCCAUCGCUUCUCUUGAGGCAAACAGCUCUUACACUCUUUCGAAUCGUAUCGCUGGUAUUGCAUCGCUGAAUUAUCGCCUUUCGGCUCUUCCAGGCGUCCAGCCCAACAAUACGCCGCCACAUGAGUUGCAGAACGCGAGGUGGCCUGAUCAUCUAAAUGACGCCGUCGCUGCAAUCAAGGACCUAGGCAAACGAUACCCUAUUGAUGGGAAGUAUGUGCUCGGCGGCCACUCCGUUGGCGCACAGAUCUCAUACUUGACGAUUCUGGAAACCCUCAAAGAUGAGUCGCUCCCAAAGCCGGCGGCUGUGUUGGGUGUCAGCGGAAUCUACGACUUUCCACAAUUGCAUAUUACCCACCCUGACUAUGACUACCUCGUGUUGAAUGCUAUGAGGAAGGAUCAGCUUCUAGACGCAAGUCCUGCCAAAGUAGACCCUAAGGAUUAUGCCGCUUUGAAUUUGAAAGCGUUUGUAGUAGCGCACAGCAGGAAUGAUGGGCUCGUGCCAUGGGAUCAGGUGGAAGCCAUCGAAACCACGCUGGGAACAUUGCCUGAGCUAGAGGAAAAGACGGCCGUUGUGGAGUUAGACGGCCAGCACAACGAGAUUUGGCGUGGUGGUGUGCAACUAGCAAAAGCUUUCCUCGAGACAUUGGCUCGUCUAUAG